UCAGGGACAACCCCAUGAACUUCCCCGACAACUUCGCGCUGCUUGCAGAGAUGCCAGCUAGGGCCGACGAGCCUUGGUGUGAGACGUGUGGUCUUCGGUUCCGCGGUGCCUGUGCCGACGCCGCGCACAGGCCUUGCAGCGUGCGCCAGAGGCGUGUUCGGCAGGAGCAGCGCCAGGCUGACCAGCAAGUUCUCCAGGACCUGCAGGAAGGUCUUCAGAACCUGCAGCUAGGCCUCCAGGAUGUUCAGCGUGAGAUGCAGGACUUGCGGCAGACCCAAGAUCAGCUUUUGCGCAAGGUCAAGGAUCUGCAGCUGACUGGAACUGCGGCACCACCCCCACCAUCCCUGGAAAUUGAUGUGUGGAAACUAAGCCCGAGCGAGGAAAACGACCUGCUUGUCGGUGACCGCUUGGCUCGGGUCCGAAAGCUCACAGGGCUGCACUGCUACAACGUCGAGAGGAGCAUGGCCGUGCUCAUGAAACUCAACCCGCACGUCGAGGAGCUUGGGUUGAGGCAGGCAGAGCUGCCGCAACUCCGCUUUGUUCAAGGCAUGACCUCUCUGCGCAAGCUGGUCCUGGAACUCUCCUCCCUUAUUCAGUUCGCCGAGUCAUACGAAAUCCCGGAUUUACCGUUGCAGUUGGAGGAACUGGUAGUGCGAGAAUUCAGGCGGAAUCACCUCCAGUGCUUGCCCAAUAUGCCCAAGUUGCGCAGGCUGGUGCUGGGGUCUCACAACCGUGACACGUUUGACUUCACUGGAGUCGCGUGGCAGUGCGGCCUUCAGUAUCUCAAGGUGGCCACGCGGAGCCUUCCCACCAUCGUUUCAUUGGUGCGCGCUCACGCCGCCACGCUCGAAGAACUGGAAGUGCACGGAGCGUCGCGGCCAGGCCCGUGCUUCCACAAGGGCCUGCCCAGCAAGCUGCAUGCGUGCGGGCUUCUCGCCCUGAGGCGUUUCACUCUGCGCCGCAACGAACAUCAACACGAGUCUACUUCGUGCUCGCUACAGCUGUCUUUCUGCAGAGGACUUUUCGGGCCAACCGUCGAGGUGCGGUGCACCGAGUGCAACGAAGAAUAGGGGGAGGCUGCCCUGUUGAAGCACCAGCGUCCAAAUGAACCGGAACGGUGAUAUUAUUCUUCAAGCUCCUGGGUUGUGAUUGUGAGUGAAGAUGAGAGGAUGAGGUUUGGAUUCAUGUUCGUGUACCGAUAUAUGCAUCCAAUUCCAUAUUGCUUUUUGUUUUCUUGUCUUUUCAUUAUAAUAUUCAAUGAAAUUAUGAGUGAAAUCCAGCACAAGGAAAAGUGAUUAUAGGAGCGAAAAGAGAGUUUAUCUACAGAAAAUCAUGUGCACUAGUAAAAAUGUGGUAACCUUAUGUUAGAUUUAAAAAAAAAUUGUAAAUAAAGUUAAACUAGAAAUAAAUUU
This is a messenger RNA of Thrips palmi, 1412 nucleotides long. RefSeq lists its product as uncharacterized. The transcript is spliced from 4 exons. Lineage: Eukaryota; Metazoa; Arthropoda; Insecta; Thysanoptera; Thripidae. The coding region runs from base 15 to 1070 and encodes 351 amino acids. The record is from RefSeq and is a predicted model, not a curated record.